AGCCUUUUGCUUACAUUCUUUCUACUUUAUACUACACAUCAUGAAAUUAUUUCCCAUGUCAUCGACCAAGUACUAUAUUUUUCUCUUUAAUUUUCUUCUCAUCACAUCCACUACUUUAUCAAAAUCCAAUUUCCAACCCAAAACUUUGUUCCUAUUAGUCAAAAAAGAUCCAUCCACCCUACAAUACAUUACUCAAAUUCACCAAAGAACACCUCUUGUCCCUCUUAAACUAGCCCUCAAUCUUGGUGGUGAAAGCCUAUGGGUUGAUUGUCAAAAUGGCCACAAAAGCUCAACGUACAAGCCCGCGCGUUGCGAAUCAGCGCAAUGUGAUCUUGCCUGGUCAACAUCAUGUGGAAAUUGUUAUGAGAAUGACACAUUCUUACCCAUUUGCAACUCGUGCUAUAACGUUGUUUCAAAUCCUGUUACCUCCACUAUAGGUGAAAUCGCGGACGAUGUUUUGACAAUUCAAUCAAUUAACGGGUCAAUUCCAGGACCCGCUGCAAUUGUCCCAAAUUUCAUCUUUAGUUGUCCUCCUACUACAUCCAAUUUAACACAAAAUUUAGGCAAAAAUGUUAAAGGAAUGGUUGGUUUUGGGCAGCAAAGUCCAGUCUCAUUUGCUACUCAAUUUGCAUCAAUUUUCAAAUUCAGUAGGCAAUUUGCCAUUUGUUUAAGCUCAUCAACUAAACGAAACGGUGUAAUUUUCAUCGGACAUAGCCCUUAUUUCAUUAGCCUUGCGUUCGAUGCAUCGCGAGAUCUAAUCUACACACCUAUAAUCACCCAACAACGUUUCGUUACCAUUACCUACCCACAUUAUAUAAGCGUCAUUCGCCCCUCGCCAGAGUAUUACAUCCAAGUUAAUUCCGUUAGAAUUAACGGAAAAACUUUACCAUUAAACAAAACACUACUCUCGUUAGACGAAAACGAAGAAGGCGGAACGAGAAUCAGCACGAACGUUCCGUAUACUGAAUUAGAGCCGUCUAUUUACGAUAUCGUAAGUAAAGCUUUUAUUAAUGAAAUGCCUAAAGAAGUUACAAAGGUACCCUCAGUGCAACCUUUUAAAACUUGUUUCGACUCGACAUAUAUUGGUGUGUCACGCCUAGGUUACGAUGCACCUGAAAUUAAUAUCGUAUUUCAGAAACAAAGUGUUUAUUGGACGAUUAUUGGAUCGAAUUCGCUAGUAAAAGUCAAGGAAGGUGUUAUAUGUUUAGCAUUUGUUGAACGAAAAGAAGCAAGGGGACAAGCAAUUGUUGUUGGUGGAUAUCAAAUGCAAGACAAUCUUAUAGAAUUUGAUUUAUCGAGGAGAAGAAUUGGUUUUAGUAAUUCACUUUUUUAUCGUCAAACUAUGUGUGCAAAUCAUAAUUAUGCUUAGACAAAUUGUGUCAUUUGUGAUUCUAGUUUGACUUGAUUAAUUGUAAUUUGUAAUAUUAUAAUCGUCAUUUUAAUUAAUUUUAUUGAAUAAUAUUCAUAUACAGUUGCAAUUAUCU
Solanum lycopersicum (tomato) is the source of this 1484-nucleotide messenger RNA. Its product is annotated as probable aspartic proteinase GIP2. The record is from RefSeq and is a predicted model, not a curated record. Gene Ontology annotation, biological process: proteolysis. Lineage: Eukaryota; Viridiplantae; Streptophyta; Magnoliopsida; Solanales; Solanaceae. Gene Ontology annotation, molecular function: aspartic-type endopeptidase activity.